GCCCCGUAGUAGAAAAGCCGAGAGCCCACCCGACCGUUGGACUUCCUCCCAUCCGCAGCGACGCGCGCGGUGGUUGCCGGAGACGAGGUCGGGCGGGCGGAGCGGCGGAGCGCUACCGGCGACGAGGUGUUCGAGAAAAUGUCUACAGGACAAGUUCACCGCGGGCGGGAGGGAGCGGCCGUGGAGAGCCACGGGGAGGACUUGCUGAGCGUCCUACCGGAUGAGAUUCUGCUACACAUCCGGUCUAUGCUUCCGGCUGAAGCUGUCGCGCGCACGCGGUUUCUGUCUCGCCGCUGGGCGAAGCUUCCGCUGCACUCCACGCCCCCCGCCUCCUCCCUCCUUCAACAAGCCUGGCGCGGUGGCGCGGGGCCAGGGGCGGCGGCGUCCUGGACCUCGAGGAAGGAUGGCGCGACGUGCUCGCCGGCGUCGCCAAGCUCAAGAGUAUCCAUACUGAUUCAGAUUUCGGGGGCUUCUCGCCCGACGAAUACAUGCACAUAUACACGUUGGUGUAUUACAUGUGCACGCAGAAGGGGCACAAAGACUACCCGAAAGAGCUGUACCACCUAUGCAAGCAGGCAUUGGAUGAUCACCUGGAUUCCAUCGUGUUACCCUCCUUGAAUGAGAAGCAUGGCAAUUUUCUUCUUGCAGAGAUGCUGCAAAGUUGGGAGAAACACAAGCUAAUGGUAAGGUGGCUGAGGAGGUUCUUUGAUUAUCUUGAUCGUGUUUCCAUCACUUGGAAGUCUCUUCACUCGCUCGAACAUAUGGGCUGGAUAGGAUUCCGGGAUAUGGUUUUCAAUAAACUGAAAAGUACUCUGACCACUACUGUGAUUGGCAUGAUAAAUGAUGAAAGAAAUGGUUUGCUCAUAGACCGUGCACUCCUGAAGAAUGUUAUUCAUAUGUGUAAUGAAUUCGGGGAUAGUGAACUGAAUUCCUACCCUGAAUACAUUCUCAAGGCCGAGGAAUGCUUACAAAAAGAGAAAGAACAGGUUUACUCACAUUCUACUACAGAACCGAAGGAUACCAGUGAUAAGGGUAUGGCUCUGGUGAAACAUGGAACAGAUACUGCCAAGAGUAGAAAGGAUAAGAAGAAUGAAGUAAUGGUGGGAUUCCCAAUAAAUCUAAUCAGUGGUUCACGAGUUGUUGAUGAGAUUUUAGGACGGGUUCCUGUCAAAGCUCCAUUUACUGAUAGCACGUUUGAGUUUGGCAAUUCCAGCUGUAAUCCUCCUGACUCAUUUGGAUAUAUACCAACCACCUCGAAAUCAUUUGCAGAACGUCUUAUGGCUCCUGAAAACGAGGAUCUUGUAGUGAUGCUAUCACUGGACCUAGCUGAAGAGCUAGAGACAAUUGAUGAGGUCUACCAGCAAAUCUCAAGAAAAGGAGAGCGAGGUUCCAGCAAGUUGUGGAAGUUCAUCGACCAUGGAGUUAAGAAAUGCACGCAGAUCAGGCGGAGUAUUACUUUGCUAGGAGGAUCUCCACAAGAGAUACCAAAUUACUUGAUCAGAUAGCACAAUCUAUCUGAAGUUCCUUACUUUCCUGUGCACAUGUGCAGUAAACCAAAGUUAGAUUAAAAACUCUAUCUGAAGAUUGCAACAGUGAUUUGGUCUAUCUUGUUUGUGCCAUAAUUUGGUCAAUAUUUGGUUUCAUUUGAGCUGUCCAAAUUAUGUUGAAGUAGCUUGGAAAAUUAAUUCAACUUGUGUGCAGGGAUUUGUGAUUUA
Molecule: messenger RNA, 1715 nt
Organism: Oryza sativa Japonica Group (Japanese rice)
Lineage: Eukaryota; Viridiplantae; Streptophyta; Magnoliopsida; Poales; Poaceae
Product: cullin-1
Biological process (GO): ubiquitin-dependent protein catabolic process; protein ubiquitination
Cellular component (GO): cullin-RING ubiquitin ligase complex
Molecular function (GO): ubiquitin protein ligase binding
Source: RefSeq, a predicted model, not a curated record